Messenger RNA from Myxocyprinus asiaticus (Chinese sucker), 7790 nucleotides. RefSeq names its product PHD finger protein 3-like. Gene Ontology annotation, biological process: DNA-templated transcription. Gene Ontology annotation, cellular component: nucleus. The transcript has 14 exons. NCBI's taxonomy places the organism in Eukaryota, Metazoa, Chordata, Actinopteri, Cypriniformes, Catostomidae. The record is from RefSeq and is a predicted model, not a curated record. Bases 759 to 5087 code for a protein of 1442 amino acids.
GGUUAAUUAAUUUGGAUUGCUUUGAAUCUGCUGAAGUUGCUUGCAGUCUUUGUCGAGUAAAUAAAAUGCUGGAUAUAAAGCGAGUUACUCGGCAGUAACUUUAUUAGGAACUGCAACAUAAUGCAUGGAUAACAUUGCAAGAUUUACAGUGCUCAGAAUUGCAAUACCAAGCAUUAUUUUAAACAUCAAGAAUACAAAAGCUGCUUUGUGAUGGAUGGUUGCACAUAUAUCAAGGUAAAGGGUCCCAUCAGAGCUCAGACAGUUCUUAAAAUAAUAAGCAAAAUAUCAAAUCACUCAUGGUGCUUUCUCUAUAUCAUCAGACAGAUGAUCGAUGAAACAAAGACAGAUUUUAUCAUGGACUGACAAUCUUAAUCAAGACAUCAUAAAAGACAAUAAUAAAAAUAGGAAAAAAAGCUGUUCUGGAAUCGAGAGCCUGCAGGCAAAAGCUCGGGUGUGUAUUCUUCAUAUCCACCCACAUAGAGCUGACUGAAGAUGUUGAAGCCUGCCAGCGGUCCAGGAGAUGUGCCUGUCCUUAUCUUCUGCCCAUCAACCUACUCGGUCCAACACACAUCAGCUGCUAAUCAAGCCGGGGUAGAAUCAAAGGUACACCAGGCAGGCGUCCAGGUCCUGCACGAAGACCAGUAGACAGGAAAGACCAAGAGGCAACAUCUAGUGGAAACUCAGAUGGAGAAACAGGCUUUGAAAAAAGGGAAGCCCUGCUUAGUCGUCGAUUUGGACUCCAUGAGGUUGACUCAUCGAUGAACCCAGUAGUUGUGUUACGCCGGUUAACCGUUACUGUGGGAGGCUUUAAAAUUGAACUGCUCCCUGGACCAUCACAUUCAUUUGGAUCGUUUAACACAAGUGCCCUUCAGUCCCUGGGCUUCCAAGAUGAGUCUAUGACUGCUGAUGUUAUCGGGAUAGAUUUGGGGAAAAGCCAGGAUGAUAACACACAAGAGGUUGAUAAUUCCACACAAGAAGUUGUGGGGGAGGUGAUGGUUGGCCAGCCUGGUAGUGACGAAAUGCCGAUGGAUUUCGGACCGUAUGUAAACCCAAAUGAUGUGCAAGACGCCAACAGCACUUCGCCAUUCAAGCCCAGCAUGGAAAACGCAGCACCAGCCGACACCAAAACGAAUGACCAAAUCAAGACCCAAAAGCCUAGCAUGCAAAAAUCUCGCAACAAAAAUGGCACGGCGGUGCAGCCUGCAGUCAAACAGCUUUUGGAACACAAACAGACUCUUUCGGCUGUCAAAAACAAGCAGUCUCAACUUAGCAGGCCAGGUCUCUUACAGAAGGUAUCCAGACAUAACAGAGACAAGAAAAUCCACGUGGACCGACCAGAAAAACUUCAAAGCCACAAAGAGAAACCUGCUAAUGUCAGCUUGAAACGCCCUGGAGGGCCUCAAUUUCCUAAAUCACCUGCAAAAAUACAGAAGACUCGAGAUGGACCUCCUGUGCACUUAAAAGUUAGCCCGUCUGUCCCCGCGACUGUAGGGAAAAAAACAUCCUCUGAUUCUGGCCCUGGUGUCAAGUCAGUCCAGAAUAAAUCUCCUCACCAUCCAAAAAAGCCACAGAAUCCACCAACACCUGUAAAUAAAACAAACCCACCAGUGACAAACAGCCAAGGAGAUGAGGAGCAGGAGAAUAUGAAGAUCAAGAAGCCAGAGAAGAUCCAGCAGAGACACAAGAGUAGAAAUUCUCGGAGUAUCUCGAUAGAGGAACCGCAGCUGUUUAUCCCGGAUAAUGCCCCUGUGGUGAAGAAGGAAAGUGAGGGCGACCCUCCUCCUCCUGAAAGUGAGACUGUUUGGGAUCCCAGCAAGCACUGUGGAUUAUGCAGGAAACCUCACAACAACAGGUUCAUGGUUGGCUGUGGGCACUGUGAUGACUGGUUUCAUGGGGACUGUGUGGGUCUGGAUUUGGCUAAAGUUCAACAGAUGGAGGAGGAGGACCAGGAGUAUGUGUGCUUGAAAUGCUGUGCUGAAGAGGAUGGGAAACCCGGUGGUCUGGCCACAGAGCAGUCGGACGAUAAGUUAUCAACUAAACAAAAACAGAGACCCCAGCCGUCACUCACUGCUGGUGGAAUACGGCCCUUCAGAAAAGAUAUUGGAGAAAGACGACUGUCAGAAGAUUCUGCAUCAAAAAGUGGAGCAAAUGUGAAGCAUGAGACGAAGAAAGUGUCUCAUGUGAGCUCAAAGAAACCGUCCACCGGACAAAUCAGGCGGAGCGUUAGAGACUCGCUGGAGGAGAUUCUUCUGAAACGACUGAAGGAAUCCGAUUUGAAGAUUUCAUCGGACAGGCCUGCUGAGCUGGCCAGAAAGACGGAGAAAGAGCUUUUUGCUCUCUUUCAGGGUGUUGACAGCAAAUACAAAAACAAAUACAGAAGUUUAACUUUCAACCUGAAAGAUGCAAAAAAUAAUGUGCUAUUCAAGCGCGUACUCAAGGGAGAAGUUUCCCCUGCUGAUUUGGUGCGUAUGACUGGAGAAGAGCUGGCCUCUAAGGAACUGGCUGCUUGGAGACAAAGAGAGAAUCGACAUACAAUUGAAAUGAUCGAGAAAGAACAGAGAGAGGCAGAGAGACGCCCCAUCACUAAAAUCACCCACAAAGGAGAAAUUGAAAUUGAGAAUCAGGAGCCUACCAAAGCUCCAGAGGCCAUUGAAGUUGAGCCAGAGCCUGUGCUGAAAGCAGUAGAAGUGCCUGAGGAGAAACCCCCUGAGACUAAAGCAGAGAGUCCCAAGAAAUCUGUAGAUACAACCAGUCUGCACAAAUCUCAUCUUUUUGACCUCAACUGCAAAAUCUGCACAGGUCGUAUGGCCCCACCUUCUGAGGAAGCCGCUUCAAAGGUGGUGAAAGUGGCUACAACGGUUGUGAGGAGGCAGUCCAGUGCUGCUGAAGAAUCUCAGUCCUCCACAACUACACCUACAUCAGCACUGAUUGAUGAUCUGUCUUUAAGAGCCAUGGAGGAAGGUCUCCUAAAUUUUUUGCCUGAAUCCAGGUCAGAUAGUCUGAGUAGCAAGGAAGAUACAGCUACUUUCCUCAGCAACUUGGAGAAACUGUGGGGUGGCUUUGUUGAUAUGCAUGCUGUGGCUAGGUUUUUAACAAAAGCUUAUCCUGUCUCUGGAAUUCUGGACCAUCUAACACUGGAUUUGCCAGACAACAUCCAAGUAGGUGGACGUAUUUCACCUCAAAUAGUCUGGGACUAUGUUGAGAAAAUUCGUGCCUCUGGGACAAAGGAAAUUUGUAUAAUUCGUUUUGUCCCUGACACAGAAGAAGAUGAGAUCUCGUAUACUUUGCUCUACGCAUAUUUCAGCAGCCGUAGAAGAUAUGGAGUUGUUGCCAACAACCGUAAACAGGUUAAAGACAUGUAUCUCAUUCCACUUGGCUCCACGGAAAAAAUACCCCACCAGAUUGUUCCGUUUGAUGGCCCAGGACUGGAAACCAAUCGUCCAAAUCUUCUUCUUGGAUUAGUCAUUCGCCAGAGACCUAAAAGGGACUUUGGAGUAAUCCUGCCAAGUGUUGUUAGUGAUGCUCCAAGUUUCUUGGCUGAAAGCAAACCUCAGGUUAAUGACAAGCAGAAGGCUUCUAUAACACAAGAUGUGGACCAAAGUUUUAUUGGUGUUCUGGGGACCACACAUAAAAAAGACCCUGCAGAUCUGAUUAAAUCAGUUGUUGAUGAACCAAUAUUGGAUACGGAGACCGAUGAGAAUGUUUCUUUGCGUUUUCUUCCUGGUGUGCUGAAGUUGCCUGGAAUCACCACAUUCACCUCAAGUGACAAUGUGAAGAGUGUCUCUACAACACCAGUGCCCAAGAUGUCAACCGUUGAUGGUGGAAAUCAUGCAGGAAUUCAACCUAAAUAUACAAGCAGUGCUCCUCGACUUGACCGCUACGUAAUCAAGAAAAAAGACCCCAAAACUGUAAAAACGGAAGCACCAUCCAACUCAAGUCUGGAGACUAGAUCAGAAGGGAACGAGAAAGAAAGCAACCCCCAGAGUGGAGUUGUGCUUUCUCUUAGUGAUAAACCUCCAGAUGUAUCAACAGAGAGUUUCCUUUCCUCUCUCGCAACGGCCAAACCCAAAGAGGAUUCCAGCAACACUAAUGCAAAGAGUAGCACAGCUGCACCCACUAGUCAAGAAACAAAUGAAACUGCUUUGUUAGAUGUGUCAAAAGAUGCUGUUAGUGACAGUUCAAACUCUGGCCCCAAAAACGAAACUGUUUCGAGUCCCACCAAGACUUUAAAGACACUUCCCCCAGGUAUUUUAAAGAAAGGGUCUUCAUCAUGUGAUUCUACUGAUUUGAAACCACAACAGUCCGUAAGUAAUUCAGAAACAUCUCAGCAGAAAAUUACACUGCAACCACCUCCUCAACCUGCCCUAGAGUGCAAAGUCAUCGAUGACAUCCAACCCAUCACCACCAUCUCAUCUACGGGCAAAAAUGAAGGUCUCAAGCAGUCCAGGUCCUCCUCUUUCAACCCCAACAUUUACAGUCCACCAAGCCAAGGUCCUCCACCACCUGUUUUCUCAUCUUAUCACACUGGUGCACCUGAACACCAAUACCACCCUGUGCCGGUACACAAUUACCCUCCACCUGCCAAUCCUGCCCCAUUUUUACCUCUUCAGUCGUCUCCACCUUUCCCAUUUUGUCUUGUCCCUCCUCCUCAAGUAUUUCCUCAAACUGAUCCUCAAAGUCUCAUGCUUGCUCCACCUUGGCCUCAAGCUGUACAUCCUCCAACGCUACCUGGACCUCCAAUGAUGUAUGAGACCCAAAGGCUGCCUGAGCCAAGCUUGCCGACCCCUUCGCCCUCUAGCAAAGAUGAGAAGGGUUCCGACAAGUCAUCCAGACGCUCCGAGGAGACCUACAGAAAGGAGGACCAAGACCGCUAUGACAGACACCAUCACAAAAGCAAGCACUAUGACAGGGAUAGAGAAAAACACAGGGACAGAAGUCACAGUCACAAAGACCGCCACUCGAAAGAUGACAGGUAUGAGAGGUCGAGAGAGCGGCACAACAGCAGCAGCAGUAGUAGCAGCAGCCAUUACAGACGGGACUCUGAUCACGAGAAACACAGGAGAGACUCAAGGGACAGGCGCUCGUGAUUUUUAUACUCAAAACCACAUCCGUUUCUUGCCAUGUUCCUUAAAACUCUGUAACACAGUAGAUGGAAACUAUUUAUAAAGGUGCAAAAUGAUUUUUAUAUUAUGAACCGAUGUUAGUACCAGAUUUUUAGUGGGUUUGUUUUUUUAAACGUGGAGGAUAUUUGUUGGUUUUUAAGUUUAAUUUUCCCCCCACAGGCUUUCUUAGACUAAGCAUGUCUUCACAAGCAGCUUGUCCUAAUCAAUUACAAGAUUUUGGAUAUGAUACUACUGUUACGCGCAUAGUGCCAUGAGGAAAGACAUCCCAUGGAUCAUGAGAACGGCUUCUUUUGCUUCACCAUUUGUUCUACCAUUUAAAUUUUUCUAAAUUGGCUUAAGUAUUUUCUAUGUUUCAGGUGACAAAUUUCUUUGUACAUUUUGGCUUGUCACACUAAAGAAAUGUGCAUAUUCAGCACAUUGUGUUUAUGUACAGUUCAUAAUAAAAUGUUUUUAUUGUUAGUAAAGAGGCUGAAAUGAAAAUCUUUGUUUUUUAAAGAGGCUAAUUUUUUUAUUGGACCCAAGCAUUGUAAUUUAAAAUAAACAAGUUCAAAGAAGAAGGUAAUGUUUAUUUCAGAAUGACAAAUAAAUUGAUUAUGCAAACAAUUUGAUCAGGAGGCAUAACAUCUGACAAUUACAUAAAAAAUGUUUUCACUGUAAAAGUGUUUAAAAAUUAUGGAAAAAUAUUCAACAUUGCAACAACAGAGAAAGUACACACGUAUGUAAAGUCACAUGCUCAUGCUGUUUUAAGUUCAUGGUGGUUUGUGCAUCUGAGGUUUUUUGCAGAACAAACAUGCUCAAUAACACUACAACACUAAACUUAAGUGUAAUAAUGGUCCCUCUACAAGAGGGACAGAUAUAAAAGUCUAGCUAUCAUGUGUUCAUCUUUUCACUGUGUUUCACUUUGAGGUUUUGAGAAUUUUACAAAUAGUAAAUAAAUUUAAAUUCUUUGCACUGUGAUAUUGCUACUUUAUCUGUAUUCGUAAAAAGACCCAUUAACACAUUUAGGGCACCUACACAUUACCGCAGAAGUUCAAGUAUGUGGGAUUGCUAGGGAGGUGCGGAAUACUGCCGUAGUUCUUAAAUGUUGACUUGUUCACAUUUUGCAACGGUGACAAUACUUGAUAAAAGUUUGUGCGCUGCCUUCGCUAUAUGGUCUAAGGUGCGCUCACGUAAUCAAAGUUGUUUUAGCGUGUGAGCCAGAUUUGACUGGGUGAAGAGGAAGAUUUUCAGUGAAUGAAAACUUAAAUUGUGGUCUGUGCCUGACACAACGCCUGCUUAACUAACAACAUGGCGCCAGUCUCAGCUGAGUUUAUCUUAGUGAGAAAUGUCAACAAAACUACAUCUGGUAAGAAAUCUUAAGUUUUUACAUUGAAACCUGUUUUAGUCAAAAGAUUAGAGUCUCUAGUUUCAUCUGAUAUGCCAUUUUGACAUUUUUUGCGAUUUAUCGCGAAACGGCAUGCUGUUAAACACAAUGAAUAUUUGAGAGGACUAUAGGACUUUUUCCCCCUUAGAAAUCCUAUAUCCACUGUGCAUUAUCACAUUGAGAAACAAUAGGUUUAUCCAAAAGCUGGAAGAUGUUGCUUUCAGAGGCUUUAUAUGAGUUAGGAUGAAAAUAAGGUGCACUUCGAACUGUUCUGAGACCAGUGCAGACAGACAGCACACUGGAGGUUAAGACAUUCACUUAAUAGGGAACAAGGAAGGGAGAAUCCUAUAGCUUUCCUAUGCAGCCAAGUACAAUCACUCCUAACAUAAGACCAAAAGUUCAGUUUCAAGCUGCAGAUGAUGUUUGCACCACUCAAGAUAUUCAGCAGACAUGGGACAAUGGUAAUCAUUACAUAGAUUCAGAAUUUAUAAUGCAAAAAAAUGUAUUUUUUUUAACAUGGUGGCCAUUCCUUGUAUCAGAAGUCUUCUUCUUCAAAAGCCGUAUCCAGUGACAUUGGCGACCAUGUAAUGCCACUCCUUCCUAUCCUUUGCCAGUUGCAUAAGCUUGAUCUUAUCCACACCUGUCCAGUUUGCAAUAUUCUGAAGAAAUGUUCUCUGCUGCCCUCUGUCUCUCUUUCCCUCAAUCUUUCCAGUUAAAAAUAAAUACUCUAGACCUUCUUUCCUCACACAAUGGCCCAAGAACUCAAGUUGUUGUUUCCGGAUCUUCCUAAGUAGCACCCUUUGACUGCCUGCUCUAUUUAAAACUCUCAUUUGUGGUAAGACUUGUCCAAGGAAUAUGUAACAUACAUUUGAGGAACCACAUUUCUGUUGCAUGUAAUUGAUCUUCCAUUUCUUUUGAUAUCAACUAACUCUCACAGCCAUAUUUUUGAAUUGGCAUUACAUAGCAGUCUAGUACCCUGAUCAUUGUUUCCAUGGUGAUUUUUAAAUUACAAAGCAGGCUGUCCAUUCUAGAGAAAGUUUCUUUAGCUAUUGCAAUCCUUCUCUCAAUCUGUCUGUUGCACAUCCCAUCUGAUGUUAUCCAACUUCCCAAAUAGUUAAAGCCUUUCACUUGAUUCAGACCUUCUCCAAGGAUUUUAAUAUUGCAGACUGGUGUUUCCUUUUGCUUUGUAACCACAAGGCAUACCGUUUUCUUGCAGUUGAUAAAGAGCCCUUUCUUCUCAUUCUCAGACGUGACUUUAUUCACUAUUUGUUGGAGGUCCGAUUCAGAUCUAGCUAUCAGGACUA